Molecule: messenger RNA, 2172 nt
Organism: Aureobasidium musti
Lineage: Eukaryota; Fungi; Ascomycota; Dothideomycetes; Dothideales; Saccotheciaceae
Source: the annotation of a GenBank genome assembly
UGUCGCGAACACAGCAAAGAAAUUGGAAUGUCGAUUCUGUCAGAGAAUCUAUUCCAAAGCAGAGCAUCUGACAGUGUACGACCGUUUACUUGCAAAGAGUGUAACCGUGCCUUUAGUCGACAAGACUCAUUAGCUCGCCAUGAGAAACUCCAUUUGCGAAGGGAGAGCAUGAAGUGUGCUUCACCUGCUACUUCUGUCUAUACACCAGCCAAAUCUCACGCACUGCAGCAUUUGCUGGCGGCUGACGAGGAGAUUGACAAUCGCAAUUAUGUACAACCCUCAGAUCAUGGUACCACGCAAACUUGGCAUGAACAACCAUAUCAAGUUGAACCCGAUAUGAUGGACAUGAAUUGUGCAACAGAUCUUGACUUUCAGUUGAUAUGGCCUGAUUCUGAGGAGCUGUUCCAAUCAAUCAUGUCUACAGACACGACCUCGCAAAUCCCAGUGGGCACUUUGCCAUUCCCACAGGGGCUUGAACAAUUUACACCAACCAGUCUUGACUCGCCUACUGCCUUCGAUGAUCGAGGAUCAGCUAUCAAGGCCAUCCCUAACGGUGGUGGACACCAGGCUGUUCAUGGUGUCAGCAAGAUGAUUUCGAAUCUGGCUGAGGCUACAUCUAUUACUUCAGUGUUUCUAGAUGAGUGCCUCCACAUGUUCUUCGUUCGCUUUAUACCUACAUUUCCCGUCUUGCAUCGCGCCACAUUCGUGUUCCGAGAAUGCACGCAUCCCUUGCUCAUAAACGCCAUCGCCAUAGGCUCGCUGUAUCUUGGUCCCAAGGACUCUAUUGCGAAAGGUGAAGCCUUAUGGCGUCUUUCUCAUACAGCAAUUGCAACUUCAUGGCAGAGUCUGAUCACCCAUCGAGGGCCGAACGAUCCGUGUAACGGACUCCAACUGGUAUUGGCUGCUCUGCUCGGCCAGGUCUAUGCAGCACUUUCAAAGGUCAGAAGUUAUGCUGAAUAUUGUCUGGAUGUCACUGACAAGUCGUCANNGAACCGGGUGCUUCGAACCACAUCGCAAAUAUUCCAUGCUCUUGGCUUCUCAUGGGCAAGGCAUUGUGGCAUGUACGACAACGACACAUACUCGAUGGACGAUUUACCUUCGCUAGACGCCUCUCCAGCGGANAAAGACCGUCAAUGGAAGAUUUGGGCUGCUCAUGAGAUUCAACGAAGAGUUCUCCUCGCUCAGUACAUUCUAGAUGGUCUAGUCUCAUCGGCUAGUGGCAACCCUACUUCGACGCGGCACGCUGCUAACCAGCUUGGACUACCCUGCGAUGAGAGCCUGUUCGAAGCAAGUACUGCAGAUGAGUGGCUGAUCAAGAUGCGAUCACAACCCAAGCAGAAUGUCUCAUUUCGUAGCAUAUUCCGAUCGCUGUUUCUACCAGUUGAUAUUGGAAGACUGCCGGAGCACACCUUGACUUCCUUCUCAUUACGUGUGAUCUUGGAGGGUGUGCAGUCGCUUGUUUCAGACUCUACUGACGGCCCAUCUGUCGGUGUCCCAACACGCUCUGAGAUCCGCAGGGCACUGGCUCAAGUCCACGAAAGCAUCACCAAGAACACGAUAUCCAGUCCCGAGACGCUUGAGGCCUUGUUGCGAUGGCAUUCGAUCUGCCUCGAUGCCGCCACGGACUCAUCCAUGCUUUGUCGCCAUCUGUGUGCUCGCUACAACAUUGCACAGCAUGUGCUAGGAGGCAGCAGAGGCUUGAAGGCAGGACUAGAUCUGGUCGCCUGGGCAAAGACUGAAGAUGCCCGCAGAGCAUUGCUCCAUGCUGUCGCGAUUCAGGAUAUCGUGGAGCAGCUUCCUCGCGGUCGAGCUCAUGUCCUUCACAUGCCCAGUUCUCUGUUUGCUGCAGCCACGGUGUACAGUGUCUUCUCGUUAGCAGGUCACACGACAGUCAAUCUGCCUCGCGUCGUGGACUGGAAGGAUGCGCUCUUCACCGAAGUCGACCCUUGCGUUAUCCUCGGCGAUCUUGCAGGUACAUCAGCGGGAUCGAGCACGACGAGAAGAUUUGUUCGUGGCGAGAAGCUUUCAGGUAGCGGUUAUGAAUCGCUGACUCGCAACUUGUUAUACGAGCUCAACUCGAUGCAGAAGCUGUUCCGUUGUCUCAGCUCACAAUGGGGGCUCGCUUAUGACAUGGAGUCUCUGUUGAAUUCGUGGAUAUCACUUUGUCACUAA